Messenger RNA from Hydra vulgaris (swiftwater hydra), 597 nucleotides. The record is from RefSeq and is a predicted model, not a curated record. NCBI's taxonomy places the organism in Eukaryota, Metazoa, Cnidaria, Hydrozoa, Anthoathecata, Hydridae.
AUGUUCAAAGAAUUUAAAAAGGAAACGGAAGAAAUGUUUCAAAAGCAAGAAAAAGCAGUUCUCGAUAUUAUUGGCGCUAACAUCAAAAUAAUAAACGAUAGAUUUGAAAAAGUAGAGAAAAAUGUUGAUGGAAAUGCAAAUUGUAUAAAAAAAUUAACAAAAGAAUUAGAAGAUAUAAAGAAGAUCGAUCACGCCGAAACAAUCUUAGGAUUGAAGAAAUUUACGAGAAUGAUAAAGAAUCAUGGGGGGAUACAGAAAAAAAAGUCCAAACAUUCUUCACCGAAAAAAAAACUUGGACUAAAAGGUGUUGAAAUUGAAAGAGCUCACCGCACUGGACGAAAAAACGAUGGACGACCAAGGACUAUAAUAUUAAAUCUUCAGAAAUAUAAAGACAAAAUAAGAAUAUUGAAGGAAUUGUAUCGACUCAAAGGCACAAAUACGUUCGUGAACGAAGAUUUUUCUCGAGAAACCGUCGCUAUUCAAAAAAAAUUGUUCGCUGAAGUGAAAGAAAGGCGAUUGAAUGGUGAAAGUGUUACGGUAAGGUAUGACAAAAUUGUUUAUAUUAAAACUUCUUUUAAAAGCAAUUUUAACGAAUAA